This is a messenger RNA of Caenorhabditis bovis, 1548 nucleotides long. The record is from the annotation of a GenBank genome assembly. NCBI's taxonomy places the organism in Eukaryota, Metazoa, Nematoda, Chromadorea, Rhabditida, Rhabditidae.
AUGGAGGAAGGGUCAAGAUCUCAAAAAAUGGGUCUCCUCGGAGCCAUUUCCUAUAUUGUUGGAAACAUUGUCGGCUCUGGGCUUUUCAUUACCCCAACGAGUAUUAUCAGAAAUGUUAAUUCGGCGGGAUUUUCUUUGGUUAUUUGGAUAACCUCAGCACUUAUUGCGAUGCUCGGAUCAUUUUGCUAUGUCGAAUUGGGAACGUCGAUUCGGUUGAGUGGAGGAGACUUCGCCUAUCACUGUUUCAUGAAAUGGUACCCGGUUGCGUUUGCAUUCAUGUGCAUUGGAUGCACUAUUAACUACCCGGCCACAUUGGCCGUGCAGGCUCAGACAUUUUCAAGAUACGUUCUAGAGGGACUCAAUAUCAAAUUAGAUCCGACUUCUCGGUUUUGGGCAGAAAAAUUGCUUGGUUUCUCAUUGAUUACUCUUCUAAUGUUCAUGAACUUCUUCUCUUUGAAAACAUUUGUUCAAAGAUUUUCGAUUCUCGCUUCAAUCGCAAAAAUGGCCGCAACUCUGCUCAUUAUCGGAACCGGCUUCUAUUUUCUCAUCUUCCGCGGAUGGACUCAAAACUUGAAAAAUCCGUUUGCCGGAACGGACUACAUGCCGGGACCAGUGGUAAAUGCUCUGUUUGCCGGUUUGUUCUCAUACGAUGGUUGGGAUAUUUUGAAUUUCGGCGCCGAGGAAAUUGAAAACCCAAAACGAACAAUGCCACUCGCAAUUAUCAUCGGAAUGACGUGCAUUGGGAUUAUUUACGUCGCCGUUAACAUCUCCUACAGUAUUGUGUUGUCAGUUCCUGAAUUGAUGGCUUCCGAUGCUGUUGCUAUUGAUUUCGCAAAGAAAACGCUCGGAACUGCCGAUUUCAUAAUGCCAAUUAUGGUUGCAAUCCUCCUAAUUGGCUCCUUGAACAGCACGAUGUUCUCAGCUAGUCGUUAUCUUCAAGCCGUUGCUCGUCAGGGACACAUUCCGACGGCGAUUUCUGGAAUCACACCACAUUGCGAUUCGCCGAGGGUUGCAUUAUUAGUUCAUAUUUUCAUUGCAAUUGUGGUGUCGUUUUUGGGAGAUCCCGAUAAUCUUAUCAAUUAUGUGGCAUUUGCUCAAUGGUCCCAAAGAGCUUUCACUAUGUCAGCACUACUUUGGAUUAAAUUUAGGAAUCGUCCACUUCAUCCUGAUCGUAUUAGCCUUCCAAUUAUAAUGCCAAUUUUAUUCUUCUUGGUAUGCUCUGCAAUGGUCGUGAUCAGCAUAAUCGAUGACAUUCAAUCGUCGGGAGUUGGUCUCGGAAUCCUUCUCGGAGGUCUCAUUAUUUUCACAAUUUUUGUCUGGGAAAAAUCGCUGCCUUCGACGAAAGCAUAUCAGAAAUUUUCGGAGAGUGUCAACGAGGAUACUACAAAAUUCCUGCAAAUAAUAUUUAAUGUGAUGCCAGAACGGGUUGGAGAUGAGGAAAUGUUGAAUGCAAUCGGAUCAUCGCAAGAAACAAAUAAGAUUCAUCCCGCAAAUCAGAAAAUCACUACUGCCAGUUUUUCCUCAAAAGAUAGUUGUACAAAAAUGUAG